Messenger RNA from Gadus chalcogrammus (walleye pollock), 2568 nucleotides. RefSeq names its product receptor-type tyrosine-protein phosphatase N2-like. NCBI's taxonomy places the organism in Eukaryota, Metazoa, Chordata, Actinopteri, Gadiformes, Gadidae. The coding region runs from base 1 to 2568 and encodes 855 amino acids. The transcript has 22 exons. The record is from RefSeq and is a predicted model, not a curated record. Gene Ontology annotation, biological process: protein dephosphorylation. Gene Ontology annotation, cellular component: secretory granule. Gene Ontology annotation, molecular function: protein tyrosine phosphatase activity.
AUGUCCCCGCUGGCCCUCGCGUUGCUCGUGCUUGCCCCCCUGGCCUGGUCCCCAUCCUCCCUGGCCUGGUCUUCCUCCUCCGCCCAGAGGAGCGUCGGCUGUCUGUUCCAGAACGAGCUCUGUUCACCCUACGAGGUCUGUGUUAACGAUGGGAUGUUCGGUCGGUGCCACCGUCUCCCGCUGACAGAGGUCUCCACCUACCAUGUCUCUCCCGCCGUGGUUCAGCGCUUCCGGAUCCUUCUGGAGAAACUGUCCAGCAGAGGUCUGACCUGGGAGGACGAGGCCACCCAGCGGGUCCUGGACCGGGAGCUCUCCACACUGCGGAGGACCCCCCCUGCCCCCCCCACCGGCAGCAGGCCGGGCCAGGCCCCCCCGGACUCCGACCGGCUGGAGACGGUGAAGGAUGAGCUAGGCAGGAGCCUGCAGACCUACCUCCAGCGCCUGGCACCCCAGAUCCCCGUGGACCCCCAGACCCCCGGGGCCCCGGGGGGUCCCAGGUCGCCCUCCCGGAUGCGGGGCCCCCAGGGGGAGGGGGACCUCCUGGUCCAGGCCCUGAGGAGCUACCUGUCCGGGCCUGAGGGCCCCAGAGGGCCCAGGCCCCUCCAAAGCCAUACGGGGCCGGACGGCUCACGGCCGAGGCUGCUGCAGCUGGCAGGGGCCCCGCGCUGGGCCGCCAGGGGCCCCCUCAGCCCGGCGGACGAGGCCCUGGCUCCAGAGGACUUGGACCAGCUGUCGUCUCUGAUCGCAGACGCUCUGCAGGUGGUCGACCUGGACGCCCCGGGACCCGGCCUGACCCGGGACCGCCCGGAGCCCCGGGACCUGGAGCAGGAGCAGCAGGAGGAGCUGCUGGCGUUCCUGGACCGCCCCCCCCCCGGCCCCGCACUGCAGGAUGUGGCGCUGCAGAAGAAGGACACCACCCAGUCGCUGGAGGAGGUGGAGGAGGUGGAGGGCUGGAUCCGGGAGGCCCCCCCCCCCGCCGCCGCCGUGGUCCGGGCCCCGCCCCCCCAGCGCCAGAUGGCAGCGGCCCCCGUCCCGGAGCUGAGGCUGGACGUCAGCGGGGGGCGGAGCGAACCGGGGGUCUUCGGCUACGUCAUCACCGACACCGAUGGUCUCCAGACCGAUGAGGGUCUCCACCUGAUGGAGGUCUUGGCUCACAUGGCCAACAUCCAGAUGAGCGACGUGGCAGAGCUGUCGGUUGUGGGUCCAGCCGUGACCUUCAAGGUUCAUCCAAACCGACACAACGUCUCCACCGCUGACGUAGCCGACGUAGCAGUCCACCAGCGGGCCUCUCUGGAGAAGGAGGCGAAGCUCAACAUCCUGGAAGCCGGUGUCGCUGAGGGCAGUGAGAUCAACCAGAUCCCCAAAAAGUACAGCCAGGCCGAGUCCACCAAGUUCAUGGUGCUGACGGUGGUGUCCCUGCUGUGCACGGCCGCCGUGCCACUGGCCUCCACCGUGGUGUACUGCCUGCGCCACCGCUCUCACCACAGGCUGAAGCAGAAUUUCAGCAGCCUGGGCGGCAACGCGCCCGGCGACGCCACCUCCACCUACCAGGAGCUGUGUCGUCAGCGCAUGGCGGUGAAGCCCCCCUCGGAGCCCCUCUCCUCCCGCAUCACCAGCGUCUCCUCCCAGUUCAGUGAAGGAGGAGGAGGAGGCGGGGCGGCGGUCAGUCCCUCCGCCCGCGGCAGCACCUCCUCCUGGGGCGAGGAACCCUCCCACUCCAACAUGGACAUCUCCACCGGUCACAUGAUCCUGGCCUACAUGGAGGACCACCUGAAGAACAAGAACCGUCUGGAGAAGGAGUGGGAGGCACUGUGCUGCUACCAGGCCGAGCCCAACGCCAGCAAUGCCGGCCUGCGUGACGGCAACGCCAAGAGGAACCGCUCCAGCACCGUGGUGGCCUACGAUCACUCCAGGAUCAGCCUGAAGGUGGAAAACAGUCAGGGGAACUCUGACUACAUCAACGCCAGCCCUAUCAUGGAUCAUGAUCCCAGGAGUCCUGCCUACAUCGCCACGCAGGGUCCGCUCCCCUCGACUGUAGCGGACUUCUGGCAGAUGGUGUGGGAGAACGGCUGUGUGGUCAUCGUGAUGCUGACCCCCCUGGUGGAGGGAGGAGUGAAGCAGUGCUACCACUACUGGCCUGAUGAGGGUUCCAACCUCUACCACAUCUACGAGGUGAACCUGGUGUCGGAGCACAUCUGGUGCGAUGAUUUCCUGGUGCGGAGCUUCUACCUGAAGAACAUGCAGACCAACGAGACUCGAACCGUCACCCAGUUCCACUUCCUCACCUGGCCCGGCCGCGCCGCGCCCGCCUCCAGCCGCUCACUCCUCGACCUGCGCAGGAAGGUCAACAGAUGCUACAAGGGUCGCUCCUGUCCCAUCAUCGUCCACUGCAGCACUAGUGACGGUGCCCCUGGCCGAGCCAAAGAGAUUGACAUUGCAGCUACCUUGGAGCACCUGAGAGACCAGAGACCUGGGAUGGUCCAGACCAAGGAGCAGUUUGAGUUUGUGUUGACAGCUGUCGCCGAGGAGGUGAACGUCAUUCUGAAAGGCCCCUCCUGCCACAAUUGA